GAGGUUACAGACAAAAUGAAGAGAUACAAUAGACACCAGGAAUGGUAAAUAUGAAACACUUUGGGUACAAUUACAAAUUGUUCUCCAGAAUGGUUGGAUCAUAAAAUCUCACCUUCUGCAAGAACUUUCCUAUAGCUCUUCCCUUUGAAAUGAUCUCCAGUUUAUCCUGAUUAUAUCCUACCUCUACAUGAUUGAUUGUUGGUAUUUUAACUUUGCCGUAUAAACUCCACACUUUUUUUGGGGGGGUGGGGGGUGACCCCCUUCCCCCCUCCCCGCCGCUGUAUUCUCAACACUACACAAAGCACUUGGCACAUAGUAAGUACUCAAUACGUGCUUGUUGACUUGACUUGCUGAAGGCAAUGGAUUCCCAGAAUGUCAUUUUGGGUUCGGUAUAAAUCACUAUGAGACUCAUUAAUUUUAAAAAGGGCCCUGGGUGGAAGUGGUCAUGCUUGAGAUCAAGUUUGAUCUCUACACUAGACUGUAGAUUCCAUUAUAUAAACGCAAUAUAUCCUUGUGAGAACUUCUGUCUAGUUGUGUUCUACACACAGUUGGUGCUUAACCAAAGUUUUUAAUUUUCCGGGAGCAUUUUGUCUGGAUUUUUCCUUUGCCUUUAUUUCCUUCUCUUGCAUAUUUUCCGAGUACAUCCAGCAAGCUUUUAUCAAGUUGCUACUAUGUGUCAGGCACUGUGAGAUGCUAGUGAUACAAAGAUUUAAAAACAAACAAACAAACAAACCAACCCCUCAACACAACAGAAAAGGGCCCUUUGGAAAAUAAUUUUCUCUCCCUCAAUCCCCUCAUUAAUUGCUGCAAGCUCCUAGAGGGCGGGGGAAUGUGUCAUGGUUUUUCUCUUUGACUCCCCUGAGUCGUGCACUUAAGUAGGUGUUUAAAUGUACACGCGUUGAAAGGCAAAAACCAGGGGGAAGGGAUUCGCAAAGAAUUUAGGUGGAACAACAGAGAUGAAGGGAACGGGGGCUCCCCCCAGACACAAUUAGGUGCGUCUUAGGAAACAUGAUCAACAAUCAGGCGCAUAUCCGGCUUCAAGUUCAAGGCGGGAGCCAGAAGUGUUCAGAGCUGGGGCAAGCUUUGAUCCGAACCCCAAGUUAGCGCGCGGCGGUUGGUUAUUUGAAUAAACCAAUGGGAAGGGAGGCUCAGGAGCAGUUAGCCCUCAGCCAAUCGCCUGCAAGAGGCUUGAGACAAGGAGCCAAUAAGGAGGAAGGGAAGGCGGGGCCGUAGGCGGGAGGAGAGGCUGAGGAUGAUUACAAAGAUGGCGAGUGAGUCGAACAGCGAUGGGCAGGUGCACUAUCAGGGACAGAAGAGACGUGACGCCAUCUGUAAUUUUGUCAUCUGCAAUGACGCUUCUCUGCGAGGACAGCCGAUCAUCUUUAACCCCGACUUCUUCGUGGAGAAGCUCCGACAUGAAAAACCUGAUGUUUUCACCGAGCUCGUGGUCAGCAAUAUCACCAGACUCAUUGACCUGCCGGGCACUGAAUUGGCCCAGCUGAUGGGGGAGGUGGACUUGAAGUUGCCCAGCGGGGCUGGCACAGCGUCAGGCUUCUUCAGAUCGCUCAUGUCUCUCAAGCGCAAAGAAAAAGGAGUUGUAUUUGGAUCACCAUUGACAGAAGAAGGCAUUGCUCAAAUUUGUCAACUGAUUGAAUAUCUACACAAAAAUUUGCGAGUAGAAGGUUUAUUUAGAGUUCCAGGAAACAGUGUCCGACAGCAAAUUCUAAGGGAUGCCCUUAACAAUGGUGCUGACAUUGACUUGGAGUCCGGGGAGUUUCACUCCAAUGACGUAGCCUCUCUGCUGAAGAUGUUUCUGGGAGAGUUACCGGAACCCCUUCUGACCCACAGGCAUUUCCAUGCACACCUAAAAAUUGCAGAUCUCAUGCAAUUUGAUGAUAAAGGAAACAAGACCAGCAUCCCAGAUAAAGAACGUCAGAUUGAAGCCCUGCAGCUGCUCUUCCUAAUUCUCCCACCGCCCAAUCGUAAUUUGCUAAAGCUGCUGCUUGACCUCCUGUACCAGACAGCAAAGAAACAAGACAAGAACAAGAUGUCUGCCCACAACCUUGCCCUGAUGUUUGCCCCUCACAUCCUGUGGCCAAAAAAUGUCACUGCAAAUGACCUUCAGGAGAAUAUCACAAAGCUGAAUAAUGGGAUGACUUUUAUGAUUAAACACUCUCAGAAACUUUUUAAGGCUCCGGCUUAUGUUCGGGAAUGUGCCAGGCUGCAUUACCUGGGCUCUAGAACUCAUGCAUCAAAGGAUGACCUGGAUCUGCCAACCUCAUGCACUAAUAAGGACUUUCCACUUUCAAAAUCCUAUAAAAGGACCCAGAUGAACACUUGCUUCCAACAGGAAGAGACGCAACAACGUACCGAGGAGGCUCUCAGAGAGUUAUUUCAGCAUGUUCAUAACAUGCCUGACUCAGCAAAGAAGAAGAAGCUCAUUCGACAGUUUAAUAAGCAGCCACUUGCUCAAACUCCAGGAGCAGAUGGAUUUACCCCCCAGUUUCAGAAACGGACCCGUUCACGCUCCUUCAGUGGACUUAUUAAGCGGAAAGUCCUGGGGAAUCAGAUAAUAAUGGAAAAGAAAAAUAGGUGUUGUACUCCAGAAUCUGUGGACGUUGGUGACUUGAACAGAUCCAGCAAAGAAAAUGUGAACUUAGUUUGUUCUGGAUCUCCAGCACUGAAGAUGGCACCAGCAAGAUUAAAAUUAUCUGAAGGAAAGAAAGAAGGGAGAAAAGGAAUCCUGUAAAGGAAACCAGCAUCCUCAGGCUUUCUAACCAGGGUCUUCCAUUUAGUUCAAGCUAGAUGGGAAUCAACAUAUACAGAAAAGCAUGGACUUUCAGCAGUUUGAAUUUUCAGAGCCAACUAAUGCUAUGACUUGACUGUUCCCUCUAAUUCUACUCACUGGAUGAUUAUUUGGAAACUGUGCCUUUUGAGAGAAUAUUGUGAAUUUGUGUAUGUUUUCAUUUUUUUAUUAAUUCAAAAUAUGGGGAAACCACUAUCUAACAAACAACUUACAUGAUAGGAUGAAUACUUUGAAUAAAGUGGGCUCAAGAGCUCACUCAAUGUAGCAGCUCAGUAACUUCUUUUUUAAGCUGAUAUUUAUGUUCCUCUGUCAGUAUCUAGCUUUUAAAUAUUGCCUCAAGCUUUCUAUGGUUAUUGGCAAAUUUAUUUUUGUAUUGAUAUUUUUGACAUUUUUGUUGUUUGUUUUAAGUCAUCAUUUUCUUCUUUAAAAUCCUUCAUUUAUAAUAUAAAAGCCUUAACCUGUGAGGCUUUGAGCCAUUUAAAAAAAUGUCAUUUGACCUUCCACUUUUGUCUUCAGGAAGAAUCUUCUUGGGAUUUGGGGAAGCUGUGUAGUCUCUUGCUUUCAUCUUCCUUGUUUCAAUCUUUAUAAUUUCAUUUGAGGCUGUUUGGGAAUCUCUUUUUGGAAUAUUUUCUUGAGAUCCAGAGAUUGGAAUGUGUUUAUCUGAAUUAAAGCAUGAAAAAACCAACAGCAGUCUGCAUAAAUGCUCUGGUAUGUAAUAAAUAUUUUGGUUAUUUUGUGUAUUUCCAUUUAAACUGUCAAAUACUUUCCCCCUUGUUUUUCCUUUUUCUUAUCAUUACAGUUGUGUAGUUGCUAGGCUUCUCUCCUCUUCAGUCAGUUGUCUUUUGCCUAAACACACAUCUCGGUUUCCGUUUUAGAACCUUUGCCCUUUUAUGUUUCUGUGACAAAUAUCUGGAAAUGAGAUUAGAAAAGUUGCUGACAGCCCGCAGGAGAUCUGUUAAAAUAUUUGUGCCAAUGGGUUGUAUGUGGUAGCUCUGCCCUGUGGGCGGGAGAGAGCCAGCUUGCCCGGUGUGGAGAACUGGGGGAGCUGUGUGGGGAGGUGGAAGUUCCCCGUUGUGUCCCCUCAGUUCUCCUGGCUCCCAAGAACAGGUGGGGGGUGUUGGGGCUUUCCCUCAGAAUGGUGGGAAACCUGUGCCUUAUCUCCAGUGCUGAAAGGAACGGUUGUUAUGCUCAUGCCCUUAUUGGGGAGUACGCAGGGUUCUUCAGAGAAGCUGCCAAAGACACGAGUGGAGUGAAGUAGGUGGUCAGUGGGAGGCUCACAUGCGCACAAACGUGUGGACGUGUGUGUGAGAGCAGUCGUGGCCUGUGCAUUGAACUUGCAUAAAUUAUUAACUAAGCAUACAUCUUUCUUAGAAACUUACUUCCUAUUGCCUCUUGGGGCCAAAAUAGCUGGGUUUAAGGUUUUACUUAAACUAGUAAAAACUGCUGUUUUGAAAUAAAAGUUUACCCUAGGGUUGGAGCAGUAUUUGCAGAUAGCCUAAGUGCCAGCCUACCUUCCACGUUCCUGGGUUCUGGGUCUCUAUUUUGUUACUGUCACUGUAGAAGUGAAGACAAGUGAGAAGCUUUGUUUGAAUGAGAUGAGGAACAAUAAAACAUCUGAAAGGGACUGUUUCUUAUGUGGGGGAAAUUUCUCAUAAGUCACCAAAUUACAUAUUUAAUUUCUAACGUUUCCCUCAUUGGAAAACGAACAAAAUAAUCAUCCUCCUUAGCGAGAUAUCAGCAAAUCCAAAUGGGCCCAGUUAUUGUGCCACUUAAUUAAAUUAGAAGAUAACUCCCUCCUCUUCUUCCUUCCUCUUCUUCUUCCUCCUCCUCUUUCUCUUCCUUUUUAAAAAGUUAGUAUUCUUUUAACCCAGAAGAGAGUGAGCCUAGGCAGUGGCCUGACCCCAUGUUGGAAGGGCAGAGGGACAGUCGGGCACCCUAUGAGGCGAUUCGUUCUUUCUGGGGCUGCCUGGGAAAGGUAAUAUGAUUAGUUGUUUGGGUGAAGAUUAUUUCUGGAGGGCGUUGCCAGUGUAACGUAAGAGUAAUUCCUGACCGCUCCCGUGGGCAAUGUAACUUGUGUGACUGGUGAGGCAUUUCCUGUGUUAUUAACUUGUUAUCAUCCUUAUUGCCUUCAGGGUAUCGCGGGUCAUUUUUCUCACAAAAGUUAAGGUCCAGGUGUUCCUGGCAAUUUGAGGGGCUAACCUCCCCCCUUGUUUUACUCUAUUGACUUAAUAUUGGUGAAAUCCUAUGCAAAAAAAGGGGGCUCAGCCUUUUAUCGUUUGCCAGAAUGUGACAUCUCCCGUUUGGAGCUGAGAAGACAUGUAUUGUAUUGAAGCCAAAGUCUGUAUUUGACACACCUUUUUUGGGGGGAGGGGCAGGGGGUAAUAUUUAAGUUAUUACGUUUAUGUGUGCUCUGCUAUCUGUAUUUCCUGUGUUAAAGUAGUUUUUACAGACAGGUCUCUUGCUCUGUUGUAUAUUUUAUUUCCUUCUAAGUCAGUUAAAAUGUUUAUUCAUGAUUCCAAUUCGAAGCAGUAUAUUUGUGUGAAAGUGCAGACCACUCUUAUUGUUCUUUGAGAGAUGGAUGCUACUAAUGGAUAAAUGGAGAAGUCCUGGCACCUGGGUUUUUCUGAGCUUUUUUGUUUCUGUGUGGGCCUGUGCAGCUGGCAAAGUAAGGAAGUAGUUCUGAAGCCAGGGCCCACUUUGACCUCUUGAAACCACUCUAGAGUAGAAGUAGAGCAGGGGAAGGAAGGCAGAUUUGACAGUGUUUUCCUUGGCUCAGAGUUAAUGUUCAAAGGAAAGCCCUUGGGAGUUCUGGUGGGAACAGACCUGUAGCCCCCAGAACCUCCUUCAGCAAGCCAGAGUUCACUGGGCCCAUUCCUAGUAUUGGUCUUAAUUGUAAAGUCAUUCUCUUCUCCAGCCAAUACCAAUUCUGAACAAACAUUUCUACCUAAGUUCUUCUAAAGAUUUAGGACACAGUUGAAAAUAGGAUUUUCUGGUUGAAUUUAUGAUCAUUUUGAAUUGUGCUACAGGAUGUAAUUGAGGAAGUUGCCUUUGCAGUGGACAUCUCUUUCUGCUUUUAUAUUCUGUGCCACAUUGUUAGAUCCUCCAUCACUCUGCUUGUCCUCGAGGGGUCCGUGCAGGCCCCGAUGGAGCUGAUUGCCUCAGUUGCAAGUGUCCAGGUAGUGAGGAAUGCUGGGAAAAGUGAGCCUGAGAACAACAUUUUCCUUUAUUUCCUCAGAAGGAAUAUCCUGGAUUAGAGCUGAAUUGAUACUACCAUAUUAUCCAGUACUAGGAAGAUUUUCUCUCUAAGCCAGUAAUUUAUUUGAUUUUGGCAAUUAGUAUAAUCUAAACAGCUUUAUAAAAAUAUUCAGCAUUUUCCACUGUCUUACUUUGGCCUUUGAACAAUAUAGUGCUGAUUGAAGGGCCAUUGAAUAGGUAUAGCCCAGAAUAGCCCAAGUGCUGAGUUGCCAUAGAAACCUUGGUAUAUGAGACUACAGCCAGCAUUAUGGCCUUAAAACAAUUAAAAACAAUUCUGCCUCAAAUCUGUUGGAAAGUAGCACGAUUCAACCUUUUAGGAUCUUUCCUACACAGAAAGUGCUGUCUUUGCAGAUGUUAGAGGUCCGGUAAUAGCUAAGGUUUUAGAAAACAAAAAGGCUUCUCUGUUUUUCUAAAAAUGAAACAAAUAACUUCAUGAUUCCACUAAAUGUGAUUGUAAAUAAACAAGUCUAUGUAACAUGGUCUCUGUAAUUUCCUUUAUUUGUUUCUGUAAUGUUCAAAGAUUAAAUUUUUUUGUUUGCUCUCUAAA
Molecule: messenger RNA, 6608 nt
Organism: Antechinus flavipes (yellow-footed antechinus)
Lineage: Eukaryota; Metazoa; Chordata; Mammalia; Dasyuromorphia; Dasyuridae
Gene: ARHGAP19
Product: Rho GTPase activating protein 19
Exons: 12
Coding region: 1253-2749 (498 amino acids)
Biological process (GO): regulation of small GTPase mediated signal transduction; signal transduction
Cellular component (GO): cytoplasm
Molecular function (GO): GTPase activator activity
Source: RefSeq, a predicted model, not a curated record